UAGGGCAAGUACGCGGCCCACUUUGCUUUCCCGCUUCCUGAGGAGUGAGGUGAGAGAUCUACAGAUGUGAGCGUUAAUCCCAAUCAGCAAAGCGUGAACCUGCCGCGACCAUCAAAUCGAAUUGAAGAAAUCAGAGGAACCUUUGUAAUUCGGUAAUUCCUAGUCUGAACUCUGAAGCCUCCUUCCAACAUUUUCUCCGUCAAUUUUAGGGUUUAUGUACUCUUUGUAUUGUCUCUCUCGUUCUGGCAUCUAGUCUACCUCUCUCUUUCUUCUCCCGUCUCUCCUUCAUCCAAACGAUCCUCCUUUCACCUCCUCUUCUCCCGUAACAUCAUAAUCGAAGACUGCAAUGCGAUCUGGAGAGCUGAAACCUCCUUCGAACUCUCUCGACGUACUUCAGCGGAACACUGCUGCUACGGCCUCCGAGCAAUGCAAAGUUUCAUGCGCAGGACCGCCGUUUAGAAUUAUCGUCAAAUUUUGCCAUACAGAUGUAUCCAGAACCAGCCGUUUUCACUUUACGGCCGGAGCCUUGCAGAAUGGAGCGACUACAGGGCUCUGCGUCUUUCACCACUUGAAGACUCCCAAAGGCUUUCGACGUUUUUUUCGACGAAGCCUUUGAAAGGUUUGGCAAACUGUUUAAUUACAUAAGUGGAAUGCCUUCAUCUACUGAAAUUAUUCGAGGCAUGGAUGAAAUUUCAGAUACGGUAGCCCCUGCCUUCGAAAUUAUAGUUUGUUAUGUUGUUGAUUCUGUGGAAUUUUGUAGGCAUACGCAUCCAGAGAGGUUAAUAUUCUUUCAGUAACCUUCUAGGCUUUAUCUUUACUACAAAUUUUCAUGAACUUUAAUAUUGCCUACUUAAUUUGGUAAAGUUUUGGUGUAGGUUUCUAGCAAGAACAGUGGGAUGUUUUCCAAUAUAUUUUAUGAAUGUUUCAUUUGUGUAUGCGUGGGGCUUUCUUGACAUUGUUUUGUAUUUUCAUCUAUGUGCAUUCUUGAAGCCAGUGUUAUAUGUUUUCAGGGCAAUUUGGGAUAUUUGUACCUUGACUUGUACUCAAAGGCAGGGAAAAUAUCCUGGUUGUGCCAACUUUGAAAUUAGAGGGGGUUGCCGGAUUUCUGAGGCUCAACUUCCUGUAUGUGAUUGUUUGUUUAUCAGCAUUUACCAGGUUACAGUAAUUGAUGAUCGUUUUCACCAUUUUUGCAUCAAACAUGUCUCUAAUCAGAAAACAUAGCCUGAGCAUACAAGUUCAUUUUGUAUGGUGCCUAAAUACUCUUAGAACUAAAAGACUGUCGAACUCAAGCCUGGGCUCCCUGAGGGCACAUUUUCUUGGAAGGGGAUCUUUAGACCUCGAUCAACCAUUCUAAAUCAUAUGACUAAGCGAGUGCUCAGUUGCUACCUUACUGCAAUGUUGGCAUCUGUUGCAAAAGGUUGUAGAUUAUAUUGUCAGACACUUGCUGAAUCCUGAUCAUUAUGUGGCAUUACUAGUACAAAAACUUUUUUUUUUUGAGCAAUAAAGACAACAUAUUUGAUAGGCACCAAGGGGUGCCACCUGAUUACAGGCUUACAGCUUAUUAGAGAACUAGUUACUAGGGAUAAGGUGAAUAAUCCAAAACUUUUGUAGGAAAAAAUGUUUAAUUCAACUUCAGCUUAUUAAUUUGGCCGGCAAUUUUGUUUUGCCAUAAGAAAAUUGAGUGUGUUAAAGUAGCUGAUGGUUAAAUUUUUGUAAUGACUUGCUCCCAUGCUUUAUUGUUUUUAUGCUAAAGCAAAAAAAAAACAACUGUUUGCAAGAUUGCAACGCUGGUUUCCAUCGAAUAAGUGAGGGAUGGACUUGAUUAUGUUGGUGGGAAUGGCAACAUUGUUUGAUGAUUUAAAUGUGAGGGCCAAUAUUUAACAGUGAGAAUAGAUAACUUGAAUGCGCACCCAGUUGUCCAAAUAGUAACUCACUAACUCUUAUUACUGGGAACAUGGACAAGAUUGGCCUUUUUUUGGUUCAGAUAGGCUAGAUUUACCUUAUGCAUGUUUAUGUUAUAUUCCAAUAUUGCAUGUGAUGCCGUUCAAAUUAUUUGACUUGGCUUUAGUUUGCCAUCUCUGUAGGUUGUAGCCCUUAUCUGCAAUUUUUCAGGGUCACAUGGUACAUCAACAGUAAGACUUAAUCAUUGGGGAUUAGAAAUUCUGUUUCACAAGUUUGGACAUGCUCUUCAUUCUUUACUCAAGAACAGAUUAUCGACAUUUCCCUGGUUGGUGGGUGCUCAAUGGAGUUGGCAUUGAACAUCUUCCCCUAAUUGUUUAUAUUCUGUGUCAUCUUAGGUACUGUGCAUGGGACUACCGUGUUUUGAAGAGAUUUGCAAGGCACUACUCAACUGGUGAAAUAAUCCCUGAGAAAUUAGUGAAGUCGAUGCUAGGUGCUAGGGACAUGUUUGCAGCGACUGAAUUACAACUCCAGAUUUUCUAUGCAUUGGUUGACCAAAUCACCAAACCUUUUUGGGGAACAGCCACCCUCACCCAGAGAUACAAGUUCUAUUGUUGCUGUGUUGAACAGGUAUGCCUGAACUGAUUAUUGUGGUUAUAUUGUCAUGAUAGUAUGUACAUUCUUUGAUGUAAAAACAUGAGUGUUCAUUGUUGUAAUAGUAUGAGUGUCUGAACACUCGUACUAUUAUGUA
Messenger RNA from Tripterygium wilfordii, 2650 nucleotides. RefSeq names its product mitochondrial intermediate peptidase, mitochondrial-like. Gene Ontology annotation, molecular function: metalloendopeptidase activity. The record is from RefSeq and is a predicted model, not a curated record. The transcript is spliced from 7 exons. Gene Ontology annotation, biological process: peptide metabolic process; proteolysis. The coding region runs from base 2182 to 2544 and encodes 120 amino acids. Lineage: Eukaryota; Viridiplantae; Streptophyta; Magnoliopsida; Celastrales; Celastraceae.